Molecule: messenger RNA, 579 nt
Organism: Gilbertella persicaria
Lineage: Eukaryota; Fungi; Mucoromycota; Mucoromycetes; Mucorales; Choanephoraceae
Exons: 5
Coding region: 1-579 (192 amino acids)
Biological process (GO): nucleosome assembly
Cellular component (GO): nucleus; chromatin
Molecular function (GO): histone binding; chromatin binding
Source: RefSeq, a predicted model, not a curated record
AUGUCCACUGACGAACUUCUCAACGACGAAUUUGCUGUUCUUCAAGAAGAAACUUUGCAGGCUGCUGAACAAGUAGCAGCUUAUCAACGUAAGCUUAUGACACCUAUCUGGCAUAAGCGUAGAGAAAUUGUCAAGAAAAUUCCUGGUUUCUGGGCUCAAAGUAUGGGUAACAGUCCUUUGUUUGCACUUGAUCCUAGUGAACAUGACAUUGAAGCCUUGGAACAUUUAACUGAUUUCCAUGUUGAAUAUGAUCAUGAUAAACCCAAUUAUCGUAAAAUUGUCGCUACAUUUAAAAAGAAUGACAUGUUCAAGAAUGAAACCUUGACAAAGGAAUUCUCUGUUGAUCCUGAAGAUGAAGACAAUGAAGAUGAAGAAGCUAUUUCUCUUUUGGACUGGUUUGGCAAUGACGAUGUUCGUCUAGGUCUUAUGCUUUCUGAGGAUUUCUUCCCUCAAGCACUUGAAUAUUAUCAAGACGAAGAAAGUGGUGAUGAAGCUGAAGAAAUUGAACUCGGUUCUGAUGAAUCUGAUGAAUCUGAUGAUGAAGAAGUAGCUCAUAAACACAAGAAGGCCAAAAAAUAA